Molecule: messenger RNA, 1697 nt
Organism: Rhinichthys klamathensis goyatoka
Lineage: Eukaryota; Metazoa; Chordata; Actinopteri; Cypriniformes; Leuciscidae
Gene: prpsap2
Product: phosphoribosyl pyrophosphate synthetase-associated protein 2
Exons: 11
Coding region: 594-1445 (283 amino acids)
Biological process (GO): 5-phosphoribose 1-diphosphate biosynthetic process; purine nucleotide biosynthetic process
Cellular component (GO): cytoplasm; ribose phosphate diphosphokinase complex
Molecular function (GO): ribose phosphate diphosphokinase activity; magnesium ion binding
Source: RefSeq, a predicted model, not a curated record
UUUUGAAAAUCUGUGUGUAAUAGCUGCCAUCUUGGGUAUUUCUCGAAGGUAGCAAUGUUCACAUUGGUGCAAAUGAGACCGUAAACCAGGCGGAGGGAUUGAUUAAUAGAUCAAAACUGGAAGUGUCUGGUGUUAAACUAACAGUGUGUCUGUGGUCCUGUUGAUAGGAAGGGCUCAGCAGUGCCUGGGUGCCCAGGGAGCCACUGCCUGAGUCCCUAGAGGUAGACACCAGACAACCACAGGACAUGAGUGCCGCCAAAGGAGGUCUGGUCAUCUUCACGGCCAACUCCAACCCCUCCAGCAGAGAGCUGGGCAGGAGGAUAGCCGAGUAAGUUGCCACUGGAGGUCCCUUAUAACCUGGCAGUUAUAUUGGGUAGUUAGGAAAAGUGGUAAGACAUAAAUUCUCCAACUGCAGAUCUGAGCUGGAACAACUGUAUUCUUUUGAGUACCAAUGGCGGUUGGGUGUGGAACUUGGGAAGGUGCAGGUCUAUCAGGAGGCUAACAGAGAAACACGUGUCCAAAUCGAAGAGUCUGUGCGCAGCAAAGAUGUUUUCAUCAUUCAGACCGUGUCCAAGGAUGUUAACACCACCAUCAUGGAGCUGCUCAUUAUGGUGUACGCCUGCAGGACGUCCUGUGCUCGGAACAUCAUCGGCGUCAUUCCCUAUUUCCCCUAUAGCAAACAGUGCAAAAUGAGGAAGAGAGGCUCAAUCGUCUCUAAACUACUUGCCUCAAUGAUGUGUAAAGCAGGUCUGACUCAUCUCAUUACUAUGGAUUUGCAUCAAAAGGAAAUCCAGGGUUUCUUCAACAUUCCAGUGGACAAUCUCCGGGCCUCACCGUUCCUGCUACAGUACAUACAGGAAGAAAUUCCUGACUACAGAAAUGCUGUAAUUGUGGCCAAAUCUCCAGCAUCAGCCAAAAGGGCCCAGUCAUUUGCUGAAAGAUUGCGGCUGGGGAUCGCUGUGAUCCACGGUGAAGCCCAGGAUGCAGAAUCGGACCUGGUGGAUGGACGCCAUUCCCCACCCACUGUCAAAAACAGUGGCGCCAUCCUUCCAAGCCUAGAGAUACCAUUGCUGAUUCCCAAAGAAAAACCCCCAAUAACUGUUGUGGGAGAUGUAGGUGGACGAAUUGCCAUCAUAGUGGAUGACAUCAUUGACGAUGUCGACAGUUUUCUAGCAGCAGCUGAAACUCUGAAAGAAAGAGGCGCCUACAAGAUCUUUGUCAUGGCUACACAUGGAAUCCUCUCCUCAGAUGCCCCUCAGCUAAUAGAGGAGUCCGCCAUAGAUGAGGUAGUUGUCACCAACACCAUUCCACACGAGAUCCAAAAACUCCAGUGUCCCAAAAUAAAGACGGUGGAUAUCAGCAUGAUCCUGUCAGAAGCCAUUCGCCGCAUCCACAAUGGAGAAUCCAUGUCUUACCUUUUUCGUAAUAUAGGCAUGGAUGAUUAGCAGGGUCAUGUGAAGUCAGUCUUGACAUGUGCACAGAGGUCAAGACUUUUUCUCUCCCUAUUGCCUGUAUCAUUAACCAUUUUUCCUUCUGUCGCCCAUUAUAACUGCUUCACCUCGUUGUAUGUGUAAUAUUUUGAAAUAAUAAUUGUACGUUCAAAGAACCGGGAUGUUCUGCGAUGCUACAUGUUUUCAGUGUCCUAAAAUGCUGAUGUCAAAGCGUUUAGAGGUUUGAAGUGCAGGAAUACUCAACCU